Molecule: messenger RNA, 373 nt
Organism: Arachis ipaensis
Lineage: Eukaryota; Viridiplantae; Streptophyta; Magnoliopsida; Fabales; Fabaceae
Source: RefSeq, a predicted model, not a curated record
GGAAAAACUUCGCUGCCGCCGCCAGAGAACUCUGUCGAUGACCCACCGGAGCUUCUGGUCGCCGCCGGAGCUGUUGCCGGGGCCGGUUCGAAAUCGAAACUGCUUCGUGUUGUUAUUCCGUGUUGCUAUGGUCAUUGCGAACGUGACUGGGAGCCGAGGUUUUGGUUGCCGUCAGUUCGGGAUGAGGCAGAAAGGACUCUAUGAGACGUUUGGAUUAUGGAAUUGCGUUUUGAGGAUAUGGGCGCAGAAGUUACGAAGAGCUUAUUUAAUUGUUGUUGUGAUGCUCUAUAGAAUUGUUAAUGGUGGGAAUGAAGGUGAAAAUCAUCCCACCGAAGCAGAUUUGCAACAAGUUCUUGCGGAUUUUGAUGAUUGA